Messenger RNA from Acanthosepion pharaonis, 669 nucleotides. NCBI's taxonomy places the organism in Eukaryota, Metazoa, Mollusca, Cephalopoda, Sepiida, Sepiidae. The record is from the annotation of a GenBank genome assembly.
AUGGCUCCUAUCCAGCAAAACAUGGCGUAUUACAUAAAAUCGUCUUUAUCAAUUGGAACGAAAUUAUUGAUGCCUCAAACUACACGCUUUUUAUCAGUAUCUUCAGCUCUUCGUAUACCUAUUCAGGUUGGCGAUAAACUUCCAAGUUCAACAUUGUUUGAACACAAUCCUGGAGAAAAGUUUGUUACAACAGAAUUGUUUAGCAAAGGGAAACAUAUCAUUUUUGGAGUCCCAGGAGCAUUUACACCUGGUUGUUCACAGACUCAUUUGCCUGGUUACAUUAAAAAAUAUGAUGAGCUUACCAAAAAAGGCAUACUGUCUAUCGCUUGCAUCUCUGUCAAUGAUCCAUUUGUGAUGGAUGCAUGGGGCAAAGUCCAUAAAGCUGAUGGAAAGAUUCGAAUGUUAGCAGACGUCGAAGCAGAAUUUACCAAGGCAAUGGGCCUCAGUAUUGAUCUAACAGCUGUUCUUGGGAACCACCGAUCUAAACGUUAUGCAAUGGUUGUGGAGGAUGGAAUUGUCAAGUCUGUGUAUAUUGAACCUGAUGGAACUGGUCUAACUUGCAGUUUGGCUUCCAACAUCAUUAAUGACUUGCAAAUUUUCACCCCCUCAACUUUUCACUAUCUAUCUAUCUAUCUAUCUAUCUAUCUAUCUAUCUAUCUAUCUAUCUAA